UGACGCAAUUACGCUGCGACGAUCUUGUUGCGACGGUUUUACUGCGCGCCUGGCGGGAAAGUGUCUCCUGGAAAAGAACUUGAGGGGAACAAGCAUUAUCAGCUCGCGUUUGGCUACGCCUGGGCGAAAAACAGCUGCUCUUCCUAGGCGCCCUGAAGCAACAACAAGGGUGUGCGCGCUUGGCAACUUAGAGAUUUCGGGCAACACACUGUUUGGAAAGCUCUGCUCUAAAGGCACCAGAUCCCACCUGACCUUGAAAACUAAGCAGGGCCAACCCCGGUUAUUACUUCAUAUGCAUCCAGAUGAAUUUGUUGAUGGGUUCUCCGCCAAAUAAACUUCCUCAUUGGAUGACUGAAGAGGAAAAAGUGGAUUCUGUUGCUGGCAAAAAGCAGAAGAAUUCAGCCCAUCGGAGUGUCCUGGAGCAAAACCUUCCAUUCUUAGAGUUCCCUGGCUCUGUCGUUUAUAGCUAUAAUGCUAGUGAUUGCUCCCUACUUGCUGAAGAUAUUAUUUCAAUGUUGCCUGAUGGAGCUGUGCUAGGAUUUGACAUUGAAUGGACGCCAGUCUAUACUAAAGGAAAGGAAGGAAAGGUUGCCUUAAUCCAGCUGUGCGACUCAGAAGAGAAGUGCUACCUGUUUCAUAUUUCUUCCAUGUCAAGUUUUCCAGGGGGAUUGAAAAGGUUGCUUGAAGAUAACAAUAUCAAAAAAGCUGGGGUUGGUAUUGAAGGGGAUAAAUGGAAACUGAUGCGUGAUUUUGCCGUGAGAUUGGGAGAUCUUGUGGACCUGGCUGACCUUGCCAAUGAAAAGCUAAAGUGUAAGGAGCUCUGGAGUCUGAAUGACCUUGUAAAGCAUCUAUUCCACAAACAGCUUCUGAAAGAAAAAUUGGUCCGCUGUGGAAAUUGGGAAGAGUUUCCACUUACUGAAGAGCAAAAGCUAUAUGCAGCCACGGAUGCUUAUGCAGGCUUCCUCAUUUAUAAAAAGCUGAUGACUAUGAGUAGUGAUAAGAAGUUACAAAUUAGCAUAGGAAAAGAUGGAAUAUUAUUGUCAAGUGAAAUAAAAAAGGAAUUGGCAACGAUGUCAGAGGAGAUGAUAGAUUUGGCUGAUCACCUGCCUUGCACUUUUGAUAAAUCUAUAAAUAUUCAAAGAAUUUCAGAAAUAUUGGCUGGUCUGUCAGAAAACAUCAAGGUCUUAAGAAGAGUAUUGUUUGUUGACUCUACCUGCCAGAUGGAGUUGGGAGAUGCUGAAAAUUCAGGAAAAAUGACUAGAAAUAAAGAGGAAUUAGAAACAUCUGAAUUGCCCUCUAAGCUCAUAUCGGAGUCAAAUGACCAUGUAGAUCAUCAUGUUCAUUUCCAAAAUGACAUCCUUGAAGAGAAUGAAGAAGAACUGAAUAAGAAAAAACAAGCAGAAGAUGUUUCAAAUGAAAGGACUAAAGCCUCUGCAGAGCAUGGAUACUUAAUGUCACUAGACAUAACAGAAUAUGAACUUCAGAUGUUGGAACGUCAGGCUGAGGAAGAGCUGCUGAAUGAGGCUGCUUGUAAAUCUGAGGAUUCAAGCUUCACAGAGAAUGAAGAGAAGUCCCUUUGCCUCAUUGAAAGCGAUGAUGAACUUGAAAUGGAGAUGGUUAAAUCCUUAGAAAACAUAGACAAGCAUGACAUGGAUGUUGCAGAUUCCCAUUUGGAUAAAUUUAAAAAGGAAAAUGACAUGGUUGUAGAUGAUGAAGACGAUGAAGAUGACGGAAUUGAGGAGGAAGAAGAAAGUUGGGAUUCCAGCUUACCUGGUCCCAACUCCAAACAAACUACUUGCUUAAAGAUGUAUUUUGGACACUCAAGCUUUAAGCCGGUCCAAUGGAAAGUGAUCUCUUCAGUUUUGCAAGACAGAAGAGAUAAUCUUGUUGUUAUGGCAACUGGAUACGGGAAAAGUUUGUGUUUCCAGUUCCCACCUGUAUACACUGGGGGUACUGGGAUAGUGAUUUCUCCCCUUAUUUCCUUGAUGGAGGACCAAGUACUACAACUCGAGAUGUCAGGAAUUCAGGCUUGCUUACUUGGGUCAGCACAAUCAAAAAACCUCAGAGGGGAUAUCAAAGCGGGUCACUAUAGAGUUGUCUACAUAACCCCAGAAUUCUGUUCGGGGAAUUUGCCAUGGCUUGAGGAACUUGACCGAACAAUUGGUAUCACGUUGAUAGCUAUUGAUGAAGCUCACUGCAUUUCUGAAUGGGGGCAUGAUUUCAGGAAUUCUUUCAGAUGUUUGGGAUCAUUGAAGAAAACCCUUCCCAAGGUUCCUAUUAUGGCCUUGACCGCAACAGCAAGUCCCUCCAUCAGAAACGACAUCGUAGACUGUCUGAACCUAAAAAAUCCUCAGAUCACAUGUACUAGUUUUGACCGGCCUAAUCUGUACUUGGAAGUUGGACGAAAAACUGGAAAUAUUAUCCGAGACUUAAAGCAGUUCCUUAUUAAAAAAGACACAUCUAGCUAUGAAUUUGAAGGCCCCACUAUUGUGUAUUGCCCAUCCAGGAAGAUCACUGAACAAGUAUCUGCAGAACUGAUGAAAUUAAACCUUGCUUGUGGAACAUACCAUGCUGGCAUGGGAAUCAAGGAAAGGCGAAACAUUCAUCAUAGGUUCAUGAGAGAUGAAAUUCAGUGUAUUGUAGCUACUGUAGCCUUUGGAAUGGGCAUCAAUAAAGCAGAUAUUCGAACAGUUAUUCAUUAUGGAGCUCCAAAGGAAAUGGAAUCAUACUAUCAGGAAAUUGGAAGGGCUGGCCGCGAUGGACUUCCUGCCUCUUGCCAUGUGUUAUGGACCCCAGCUGAUCUCAGUUUCAAUAGACACCUGCUUAGUGUGAUACGUAGUGAGAGAUUUCGCCUGUACAAACUGAAGAUGAUGGCAAAGAUUGAGAAAUACCUCAACUUGAAUAGCUGUAGGCGAAAAAUCAUUUUGUCUCAUUUUGAAGACAAACAACUCCGAAAGGCCUCAUCCGGCAUCAUGGGAACAGAAAAAUGUUGUGAUAAUUGCAGAUCCAGACAUAGUCAGAGUAUUUGUACAGUUGAAAAAGAAGACUGCUCUGAAGAUUUUGGUCAGCAAGCAUACAAAUUGAUGUCUGCAGUAUGUGUCUUAAAUGAAAGAUUCGGCAUGGGUGUUCCAGUAUUGUUUCUCAGGGGUUCUAAUUCUCAACGUAUCCCAGAUAGAUACCGAACUCACGCACUCUUUGGCAGCGGUAAGGACUGGCCAGAGCACCUGUGGAAGGCAUUGGGCCGUUCUCUUGUCUUGGAGGGCUUUCUUACAGAGGUUUCUGGUAGAAAUAAAUUUUCAACAAUAUGCACACUUACUGCAAAGGGGAAAGGCUGGCUUUGUAGAGCUAAAGAAAAUUCAAGCCCCAAACUUCUGCUUCCAUCGAAUGAGGACUUGUAUUUAAAGACACCAAGUUAUAAGCAAACAUCUUCAGACAAGGGAAGUUUCUAUAAUGCAGAGUUACCAAAGCCAGUGCCAGAAACAAAGAAGACGUCUUUGCAUGAAAUGUUUUCAUAUCGAGGAGCAAGUAAUACUGCCAGAGGAAGUACCCUCUCAAGUAAAAGCAAUGCCACAGUGCAGUUGCCAUUGCCUCUUGCACCAGCAAGCCCUACAAUACCUGAAGUAUCUCAAAGAGAGAAGGAAUUGCAGACAACGCUGUAUGGGAAAUUAGUGGCAGCCAGGCAGAAACUAGCCAAUGAAAAGGACAUUCCUCCAGCUGUACUAGCAACAAAUAAAGUUCUAGUUGAUAUGACCAUGAGAAGGCCUACAACAGUAGAAUCUAUAAAAAGAAUUGAUGGUGUUUCUGAAGCAAAAGCUGCCAUGUUGGAGCCUCUUCUUAUAACAAUCAAGGAGUUCUCUCAAACAAAUAACUUACAGACAGACAUCUUCAAGACUUCUGGAUCCAGAGAUCAGCCAAAUAUAAUCCUUCAGAAAAGAAGUGGAUGCGGUACUUUGACAGAAUCAGAACGUGUAACUUACACACUGUUUCAAGAAAAAAAUAUGUCCUUGAGAGGUGUAUGUGAGAGUCGAUCUUUACCUCUUACAGUGGUUGGCACACAUUUAUCCCAGGCCUUGAAAGCUGACUAUCCAGUUGAUUUAGAACGUGCCGGUUUGAAUCCUGAGCUACAAGAGAUGAUUACUAAAAUCAUCCAAAACCCUCCCAUCAACUCAGAUGUGACACAAAUGAAAGCCAUUCGAACACUAGUCCCGGCACAUGUUGAAAUGUACCUUAUAAGAAUGACAGUGGUGCUGUUGGAGAAGCAAUGUAGAAAUCAGCCGCUGAACCAGCAGAACGAUCCAGAGAGCCAAAUGUCACCUCAAGACUUUGGGUGUCUACAGUCAAGUGCAGGAUCCUCACAAAAGAAGGAGGAGAAAAUUCUGUGGAUUGAAGCUAAGGCCAAAGGCAGUGGUGAACAGGGGUCCCUUGGCACCAAACAGGAUGCCCACAGAUCUCAGGGUUCCAUCAAACUGGCCUCAUGGAAUCAGCCAUCUCUCAGCGCUGAAGAAGAAGAUCUCUUUACUGAUUCCCAGACACAGACAUUAAAUCAGCCUUCAAAGAGGAAGUUACCAGAGUGGUUUGGAACUUCUAAGGGAUCUGUUACAGGUGUUACUACAUCAAAGAAAUCCAAGGGAGGAGGAAGCAAAGGUCUUUUUGGUUGAACUUCUAAAUAACACACUGAUACAGAAUACUUGUCUUGAACAUUUGUAUUUCAGUCAUUCACUUAAUUAAGUCUACGUUCAUUCCUCUUUCAAAAUUGUUUCCACAAAUGUAGUAUAAAAGCCUGAGCCCAUGACGGAAAACAGGAGAAGAAAAAGACGCAACCAAUUGUGGCAAACAAUACAAUGCAUACAAUGCUUAUUACUUUAAAUGUAUGAAAUGAAUUUUGAUGUGUUGAAUGGUUUCUGUCUACCAACAUAUGAGAAAGAACAUUGUUUGAAUACAUACAUUCCUUGCCUUCAUGAAUGGGAAGCUAUGGAAGAAUGACAGUAAUAUGAAGCGGAAAAUCCCACUUCUUUGAUAUAUGUUCCUUUUUAUUUUAAAGGAAAGUAUUUGUAUAGAAAGUAGUCCACAGCAAAAUUUUGUGGCAUAUAUGUAACUAAAGCAUUAUUCCAUUUAUUUUUAAAAUUGUUAACUAAUUGUUUUUUUUUUUCAAUUACUGGUUGGAAGUUUCUUAUAAGAAAUAAAAUGUGUUAAAUAAUA
Molecule: messenger RNA, 5199 nt
Organism: Anolis sagrei ordinatus
Lineage: Eukaryota; Metazoa; Chordata; Lepidosauria; Squamata; Anolidae
Gene: WRN
Product: WRN RecQ like helicase
Biological process (GO): telomere maintenance; DNA replication; double-strand break repair via homologous recombination
Cellular component (GO): chromosome; nucleoplasm; cytoplasm
Molecular function (GO): nucleic acid binding; 3'-5' DNA helicase activity; ATP binding
Source: RefSeq, a predicted model, not a curated record